AUGGAGGAAAUCGAUUCAAAUGAACAAGAAAUGAUCCAUAAUCUGGCCGCCGUCAAUGCUCUUUACAAGGCAUUGGCUGCCGGAGACACAAAAAUCGUUGCCGGACUUUUAGCCACGGACCUGGAGUGGUGGUUCCACGGCCCUCAACAUUGUCACCACAUGAUGAGGAUGCUCACCGGCGAGGCUCCACACACCGAGUUCAAGUUCGAACCUCGAAGUGUUGCAACCAUCGACGAUCAGAUAGUGAUCGUCGAAGGCUACGAAGGAGCAAACGUGUAUUGGGUUCACGUUUGGGCCUUGAAAGAUGGGUUGAUCACAAGGUUCAGGGAGUAUUUCAAUACGUGGCUUACGGUGAAGGAGUUGAGGGUGAGACCCGUCGGUCGGCCCCUUGGUUUGGUGGAGAAGAAGAAUCGCUCCACCGUGUGGCGGAGCCAACCUCGAGAUCUUUUCCGGCGGUCGUUACCAGGGCUAAUGCUUGCCAUUUGAUCGAUGAUGGUAGCUAGCAAUUGUGUUGAUCGUAUCGAGAUAUUUGUGCAUCAUACAAUCGAGCAAUAAAAUUUACCUAAAUGACAUUCCGAAAAAUCAAACUGUCUAUUGUAUUAAAUUUCAUCUGUUAACAAG
Cynara cardunculus var. scolymus (artichoke) is the source of this 621-nucleotide messenger RNA. RefSeq names its product senescence associated gene 20-like. The transcript has a single exon. The record is from RefSeq and is a predicted model, not a curated record. The coding region runs from base 1 to 486 and encodes 161 amino acids. NCBI's taxonomy places the organism in Eukaryota, Viridiplantae, Streptophyta, Magnoliopsida, Asterales, Asteraceae.